Otolemur garnettii (small-eared galago) is the source of this 2702-nucleotide messenger RNA. It is a transcript of the gene UIMC1, whose product is annotated as ubiquitin interaction motif containing 1. The transcript has 16 exons. Gene Ontology annotation, biological process: double-strand break repair; positive regulation of DNA repair. Bases 348 to 2486 code for a protein of 712 amino acids. NCBI's taxonomy places the organism in Eukaryota, Metazoa, Chordata, Mammalia, Primates, Galagidae. The record is from RefSeq and is a predicted model, not a curated record. Gene Ontology annotation, molecular function: DNA binding; K63-linked polyubiquitin modification-dependent protein binding; histone binding. Gene Ontology annotation, cellular component: BRCA1-A complex.
CCUGGAGUCAUCACAGCCGGCUGAAUAAAGCUUCAUUGCCCCUUAGGAAGUAAAGCUUUCCUGAGAGCGAUGGCAAAUGAAUGAUACAACUCGAGUACCUCGCACACCCCAGAGCUGGCUGCUGCUGGGGGUGGUGGAGCGCCCCUGUGCACUUGGUACGUCCCAGCGGCGGCUUGCCCGCGCAGGACUAUUGGUUUCGUCCUCGGGCGCCCGCGCCUGCGCCCGCUGCGCUCUCCACGGUACCUCCCUCGCGCGCGCCCGGUAGCGCCAGACUCUAGAGGUUCUGCGGCCGCUCCGGAUCCCCAUCGUCCCGGAGGAGGGGCUCGGCGGCGCCGGCUGACACAAGGAUGCCACGGAGAAAGAAAAAAGUUAAAGAAGCCUCUGAAUCUCAGAACCUGGAGAAGAAGGAUGUAGAAACUACCAGUUCUGCCAGUGCGAAGAGGAAGCGUAGACUUGAGGAUGCAUUCAUUGUGAUAUCUGAUAGUGACGGAGAGGAACCAAAGGAGGAGAAUGGAUUGCAGAAAAUGAAGACAAAACCGUCGAAUAGAGUGAAGUGUUUGGCUAAAAGAAAAAUUGCACAGAUGACAGAAGAAGAACAGUUUGCUCUGGCUCUCAAAAUGAGUGAGCAGGAAGCUAGGGAGGUGAAUAGCCAGGAGGAGGAAGAAGAGGAACUCUUGAGGAAAGCCAUUGCUGAAAGCCUGAAUAGUUGCCAGCCUUCUGAUGCUUCUGCUACCAGAUCUCAAGCUCUGACGACUGGACUGUCUUCACGGUCUCACCAAGAGAAGACCAUAGACUCUGGAACCACUGAAGGCAUAUGGCAGCUGGUACCUCCAUCACUGUUUAAAGGCCCACAUAUCAGUCAGGGAAACGAGGCUGAGGAAAGAAAGGAGCCUUGGGACCACACUGAAAACACUGAAGAGGAGCCGGUCUCUGGCAGCUCAGGAAGCUGGGACCAGUCAAGCCAGCCAGUGUUUGAGAAUGAGAACUUUAAAUGUUUUGACAGAUGUACCGGCCACUUGGCUGAGCACACACAGUGUGGGAAGCCACAGGAAAGUACUGGGAGGGGUUGUGUUUUCAAAGAUGCCCAGGGUAGGGGGGACACAUUUAGGCACUGUCUGCCUACCCCAGCAGAUGCCAAAGGUCUCCAGGACAUUGGUGACACUGCGCACUACUUCUGGGGUGUUCCAUUCUGCCCUGCUGGAGUAGACCCUAACCAAUAUACCAAGGUCAUUCUCUGCCAGUUGGAGGUUUAUCAGAAGAGCCUGAAACUGGCUCAGAGGCAGCUUUUAAAAAAAAAGGGAUUUGGGGAACCAGUGUUACCUAGACCUCCUUCUCUGAUCCAGAAUGAAUGUGGCCAAGGAGAUCAGGCUAGUGAAAAAAAUGGAGGCAUCUCAGAAGAUAUGGGAGAUGAAACCAAAGAGGAAAGGCAGGAGUCUAGGGCAUCUGUCUGGCACUCAAAAACCAAGGAUUUUCAAGAAAGCCCAGUUAAAAGCUUGAAAGAGAAACUUUUAUUGGAGGAAGAACCAACAACCAGUCAUGGUCAGUCUUCCCAGGGGCUAUUUGUUGAAGAAACUUCUGAAGAAGGAAAUUCUGUACCUGCCUCACAAAGCAUCACUACUUUGACCAGUAAGAGAAGCUCAGUUCUUAUGCCAGAGAGUUCUGGAGAAGAAAUCACUGUUUGUCCUGAGACACAGCUAAGUUCCUCUGAAAUUCUUGACCUUGAAAGAGAAGUCUCUCCAGGUAGCAGAGAGACCUCAGAUGAAGUUGGUAACAAGGAAGAUGCCAGGAAGGAAAUAUCUGUUUCUGCCUUCUCAACCAGUACCCAAGUAUCCUGCCCACUCUGUGACCAGGGCUUCCCACCUACAAAGAUUGAGCGACAUGCCAUGUACUGCAAUGGUUUGAUGGAGCAAGAUACAGUAUUGACUCGGAGACAAAAAGAGGCCAAGAUCAAGAGCGACAGUGGGACAGCUGUUCAGACUUCCUUAGACAUUGACAAGAAUGAGAAGUGUUAUCUUUGUAAAUCCCUGGUCCCACUGAGAGAAUAUCAGUGUCAUGUGGACUCCUGUCUCCAGCUUGCAAGGGGUGACCAAGGAGAUGGGCCUGCAGGGAGAAGUAGAGCAUGCUCAGCUGUGGAGGGGAAGUGGCAGCAGAGGCUGAGGACCCCAAAGGAAAGAGGCCAUAGUGAAGGACGACUCCUCGGUCUCUUGGAACAUACGGAGCACAAGACUACAGAUGCAGAGAUAAAGACCAAGUCUUCAGAAAUAGGAGCCUUCAGGGUACCCUCACCAAAGGAAGAAGAGGCAGGCUGCAGCAGAGAGAUGCAGAGUUCCUCCCUGCAUCUCAACUUAAAUGAGUCUCCUAUCAAGUCUUUUGCUUCCAUUUCAGAAGCCACAGAUUGCUUAGUGGACUUUAAAAAGCAACUUACUGUCCGGCCAGGUAGCCGGACACAGACCAAAGCUGGCAGAGGAAGAAGGAGAAAAUCCUGAAUUUUUAGGGUCCAAAGGUUGACAAAACCAUUAGCAAUAGGAUAGGUUCAGUAAGCCAUACUGGGUUCCAGUUUAUAGUUGAGCAAGUUUUGGCCCUGCCGUUUUUACUACCAGCACCCACUCAACAUCCUGGUUUUUGUUUUAAUGACAGCUGUGUAUUCUGUUUUAUAAUAGUCUAUUUGAAUUUACUUAUAGUUAAAAGAAAAUUUAAAUAUA